Pseudozyma hubeiensis SY62 is the source of this 1497-nucleotide messenger RNA. Its product is annotated as pyruvate dehydrogenase protein X component. The record is from RefSeq and is a predicted model, not a curated record. NCBI's taxonomy places the organism in Eukaryota, Fungi, Basidiomycota, Ustilaginomycetes, Ustilaginales, Ustilaginaceae. The coding region runs from base 1 to 1497 and encodes 498 amino acids. Gene Ontology annotation, molecular function: dihydrolipoyllysine-residue acetyltransferase activity. The transcript has a single exon. Gene Ontology annotation, biological process: pyruvate decarboxylation to acetyl-CoA. Gene Ontology annotation, cellular component: pyruvate dehydrogenase complex.
AUGCAGGCUCUUCGUGCCCUCCAGCGAUCUGGCCUCCAGAAGGCGGUCGCCGCCGCCUCGUCGUCUUCGUCGACGCUCUCGCACCGAUCCUUCCACUCGUCGCGACGUGCGCUCGAGUUCUCCAAGUUCAACAUGCCCGCCAUGUCGCCCACCAUGACCGAGGGCGGUAUCGCCGCUUGGAAGAAGCAGCCCGGUGAGGCUUUCUCUGCCGGUGAUGUUCUGCUCGAGAUCGAGACCGACAAGGCCACCAUGGACGUCGAGGCUCAGGACGACGGUGUUCUCGCCAAGAUUCUCGUCGGCGACGGCUCCAAGGCUGUCCAGGUCAACUCGCUCAUCGCUAUUAUGGCCGAGGAGGGCGACGACCUGUCGAAAGCGGAUGCGUUCGCCGAAAAGGCAUCUUCAGAAAGUGGUGACGCCAAACCUGCUGCCACGGAGGAGCCCAAGGAAGAGUCCAAGCCAAAGGAGGAGCCCAAGCAGCAAGAGUCCGCGCCAUCUUCAUCCUCGUCGUCUUCCUCCAGCAGCUCGUCGUUCGGCUCGCAGAGCUCGGGCGACCGCAUCUUUGCUACCCCUGUUGCCCGCAGGCUGGCGCAGGACAAGGGCAUCGCACUCAACAAGAUCAAGGGUACCGGCCCUGAGGGCCGCAUCAUCAAGGCCGACGUCGAGAACUACAAGCCCGAGGCUGCUGCUGCUUCCGCGCCUGCGCCGUCCGCUUCCUCGGCUGCUCCCGCCAAGUCGGCUGGUACGCCCGCCCCCGCCCCUGCCUCGAGCGAAGGCGACUACACCGACAUCCCCGUCUCCAACAUGCGCCGCACCAUUGCAGCGCGUCUCACCGAGUCCAAGUCCUCCAUCCCGCACUACUACGUCAGCAUCGACGUCGAGAUGGACAAGGUGCUCAAGCUCCGCGAAGUGUUCAACAAGGCUGCCGCUGAGAAGGCCGGCAAGGACGUCGAGAAGGCCAAGGCGGCCAAGCUCAGUGUGGGCGACUUUAUCACCAAGGCCGCCGGUGUCGCGCUCAAGGAGGUUCCCGAGGUCAACUCGGCCUGGUACGGCGACUUUAUCCGACAGCACAACAAGGCCGACAUCUCGAUUGCUGUUUCCACCCCUACCGGUCUCAUCACGCCCAUCGUCAAGGAUGUCGGCGGAUCGGGUCUGGCCACCAUCUCGGCGGCUACCAAGUCGUUGGCGGCCAAGGCACGUGCCGGCAAGCUCUCUCCGCAAGAGUACCAGGGUGGUUCGUUCACCAUCUCCAACAUGGGCAUGUUCGGCAUUACCCACUUUACCGCCAUCAUCAACCCUCCUCAGAGCUGCAUCCUCGCCAUUGGCGGCACCGAGGCACGCCUCUUGCCCGACGCAGAGAGCGAGCAGGGCUUCCGCAAGUCGAUGGUCAUGCAGGCUACCAUCUCUGCCGACCACCGAACCGUUGACGGUGCCACGGCUGCUAAGUGGAUGAAGGCUUUCAAGGACGCCCUUGAGAACCCGCUCAGCUUCAUGCUUUGA